Messenger RNA from Anopheles cruzii, 6287 nucleotides. RefSeq names its product axotactin (gene axo). Gene Ontology annotation, molecular function: serine-type endopeptidase inhibitor activity. The transcript is spliced from 19 exons. The record is from RefSeq and is a predicted model, not a curated record. The coding region runs from base 1 to 5991 and encodes 1996 amino acids. NCBI's taxonomy places the organism in Eukaryota, Metazoa, Arthropoda, Insecta, Diptera, Culicidae.
AUGACCCAUCAUGCCGCACCAGUAUUGUUUACGCUCUGUCUCGUGCUCGUCCUGCAAGGACGGUUCGCCCUCUGGCCCGCUCGCGGUGUGCUGGCCAUUCCGACAAACGUGGAACCACCGAAGGAAAUAGUUUACCCAAAAUGCACCGGGCCGGGAGAGCCAGGUCAGUGCCAGACGUUUGGCUAUCGGUAUCGCUUCGAGCAGACCAUCAACAACUGCACGCAGUUCAUAUGGGGCGGUUGCGGCGGCAAUCUGCAGAACAACUUUGAAACUUACGAGCAGUGCAUGCAGCAGUGCGCUAAUGAAACACAUUCAACGCAACCGCCCGUUCUGCUGGCAACGACCGCGGAUCCAUCGUCCACCAUUCGGACCCAGACGCAGGAAGCGUGGUCGCUGCACUCCUCGAGCAGCACCCUGGCUCCGGUUCCGGACGAGCUGCGCGGUUCCGAGCUAACGUUCAAGGAGACCGGCUACUUUAAAACGUUCAUGUUUGCCAAAAACAACACCUUCAUCCAAAUGGACGGCGAAACUAUCCAGACCUUCCAGCUACGACUCUGCCGAGAGAUAUCGUUCCAGUUUCGAACUCGGCUACCGCACGGGCUGCUCGUGUACCACAACGUCAAGACACCGGCCGGUGUCAAGCUAGACCCAUACGCGCUCUACGUGAUCGUCGAGAAGGGCCAGCUGAAGGUGGUGCACGUUUUCGGCAACCACUCGACCAGCGUGACCGUCGGCGAAGGGCUGAACCGGGACGAGUGGCACAGUGUCAUGGUGAGGAUCGACGUGCACGGUGCCCGGCUGAUAGCCCGUGUCGAUAACAGCAAGGAGGAAGUGUACCUAAAGGGAUUAAAUCACGAAACCAAUUACGGUGUAUCCAUCAAUCUUAUGUCUGUCGUCCUGGUUGGCGGACUCAGCUCGGAAGAGAAACUGCACGGCGUUAAGUACAUAAUUGAGUCAUUUGUCGGUUGCAUACGGAACGUGUCGCUCAGCUCCGGGAAGGCUGCCUCGGACCUGCUGCCCAUCACGCCGCUCAUCGCGACCAAGCACGAGAACGUCAAGGAGGGCUGCCGCAACACAUGCCACUCGCCCCAGAAUCUCUGCUUCAAGGGGUCCCGGUGCAUUAAUCAUUACUACGACAUCUCGUGCGAUUGUUUCGGCACCAAGUACGAGGGCGAGUACUGCGACAUCUACACCGCCACAGUAUUAACGUUGCGAGGGUCCAGCUACGUGUCGUACCGUAUCUACGACUGGAAGGACCGCGUUCACUCGCCCCUGACCCGCAUCAGCAUGAUGUUCAAGACGAACUACGACGAUUCGGCCCUGUUCUACGCCAGCGGGGAGUCGCUGAAGCCCCAGUAUAUUGCGGCUUCGAUUAAGAACCACUCGGCGUACAUCGAGAUGGACUUCGGGGAUGGCGUGAUGGUGGCGACGCUUGGGCAAGACCUUACGCGCCACUACUGGCACAAUCUGACGAUCCAGCACGCGCACGACAAGGUGAUAGCGAUCCUGGACGAUCACGUCAAGGUGAUGGAUGCGCUCGGGCCCAUCCACAACCUGCUGUUCGACCCGGAGAUCUACUUUGGCGGUGGCCAGAACCUCGGCAAGCGCAAAGGACUCGCCUCGAGCAACAACUUUGUCGGCUCGCUCAAGUACGUCUUCUACAACGACGUGUCGGUGCUGUUCGAGCUGCGAAAGGGCAACCCGAAGGUGCACUACAUUGGGGUGCUCGAGGAGGAGUACUUCGAUGCCAACGUGGAGGUCAUUCCGAUCACCUUCUCGUACGCCAAGUCACACAUCUGGUGGCCGAUGAACAACCCGGACACGCUGUCGCUCAAGUUCGACUUCAAGAGCAGCAAGGCUACGGCUGUCCUAGCGUACAGUGAGGUGCGAACGACCGAAGGCCAAGGAUUCUGGGAGAUUCGUCUCGCCACCGACCGCCUCAGCUUUGACCUGUGCCCGGACGUGAAGAGCAACGUGACCCACACCACGUACAUCCGCAUCGAAAACCCGACCUCCUGGCACUCGAUCCACCUGUCGUACGAGCGGAACGAAAUCAAGUUCGUCGUCGACUAUCGGCACGCGGUUUCGCAGAUGUACGGACUUUCGUUUAACAUCGGUGAUAAGCUGAUUAUCGGCAGCAGCCUGAAGGCGGCCGCUUCCGGUCUUGUGGGUUGUUUGCGCGAUCUGAAAAUCAACGGCGUGGAAAUAGAGCCACGCUACUUGGUGAAAAGCGAGCGGGUCGUCGGCGAUGUGUCACUGGACAACUGCAAGUACGUCGAUCCGUGCAAGAAGCCAAACACCUGCGAGCACGGCGGCAAAUGCUCCGUCAAGGACGACGGUAUCAUCUGCGACUGCAAGGACACGGGCUACAUCGGCAAGAACUGUCAUUUUACCAAUUUCCGCAAAACAUGCGAAGAGCUGGCCCUGCUCGGGUACUCCAAGUCGGACGUGUACUCGAUCGACAUCGACGGCAACGGUGUGUUUCCGCCGGCCCUCGUCAAGUGCGACUUCCAGAGUCUGGCCAAUGCCACCAAAACGAUCGUCGAGCACAACCUUCCGUCCCAGGUGGACGUACGAUCGGCCGCGGACGAGGACUUCAGUUUCAACAUCCAGUACCGGGAGUUCAGUGCCGAGAUGCUGCAGGAGUUGAUCUCCCAUUCGCUGUACUGCACGCAGUACAUGAAGUACGACUGCAUCAAGGCCCCGCUGGAGCUACACUCGGCCACCUGGUUCAAGUCGUCGAGCAACAACAACACGGUCGACUCACUGGGAGAGGUGAAGCGAGGAACGUGCUCGUGCGCGGUUGGCAAAAACUGCGAGGACCCCAAUCUGUCCUGUAACUGUGAUGCCAACCUCAAUCGGUGGCUGUCGGACGAGGGCUACUUCAAGGAGCCGCCCAAUUUGGGCAUCACACAAAUGUACUUCCUUCAGCACAAGAAUCUCGACGAGGAGUCGCAAGGGCGGAUAACGCUCGGUCCACUGGAGUGCGUCGAAACAAACACUCAGAAGUACGUGGUCACUUUCACCACCUCGCAGUCGUACAUCGAGGUGCCGGGCUGGCGAAAGGGCGAUAUCGCGUUCUCUUUCCGGACCACCGGCGAGAAGGCCAUUCUGCUCUUCCAGCCACCGAUCCGCUCGAACUAUCCCUCGUUCAUGGUGGCCCUGACCGGGGACUAUCAGCUGACAUUCAACUUUACGCUCAACACGGGCACCCCCAAAACGCUGGUCAUCGACACGAACCGGAAGCUGAAUGGCGGCGAGUGGCAUAAAAUUUGGAUCGACUACAACGAGCACCACGUGCGCUUCAUGAUCAACACCGACACGCGCAUGGUGGACCUGCAACCGGAGGAAGAAUUCGGCCCGUUCGAGGGUAGCAUGUUUAUUGGCGGAGCGCCCACAGAAAUCUCCAAAAAGUAUACCGUGAAACAGGGACUCAUCGGGUGCUUCCGCGGGCUGGUCGUGAACGGCGAAAUACUGGACAUCUACAGCUUUAUGUCGGUCCAUCUGUCGGAGAUUAUUAAAGACUGCAAACCGUCGUGCGUGCCGAAUCCGUGCAAGAACGGGGCGUACUGCCGGGAGCUGUGGAGCACCUUCGAGUGCGUCUGCAAGAACCGCUGGGCCCACAUUGGCCAGCACUGCGAGACGAACGUUAACGAGGACGCACUGACAUUCAUUAGCCGCGAGUCGUACCUGAAGCGCAACUAUCUGUCCGACCCGGAGGACAUGCGGGACGAGCGGGAGCGUCUGCGGAGCAUAUUAAAUUCCUCGCUGCUCGUAAAUCUACGCACGUACGACCGGCACGCGUUCGUCCUGUACGCGAACGACCACCACAACAACUUCAUACAGCUCUACCUCACGAACCGGAGCGAAGUGGUGUACCUUUACAACUACGGGGCCGACAUUGUCAACCUUACCAUCGAACACAGUGAGCUAAACAAUGGCCGCAGCAUGCAGGUGACUGUGAUCCGUACCGAGACGAACACGACGCUGUACGUCAACGAGAACAACGUCACCGUCGACAGGGGCUUCUUGCUGCUGGACGAGUACUCCAAUAAACCGUGGACAAAUCCUGAGCACGAGGUGCUUUCGCCACACCGGCCACCGGCACCACCGACCGAGUACUUCCAGUUCAACAUCGGUGGCUACGAUCCGGCCAACUUGCUCCGCCCGAACCAGGAUACGGUCGAACUGGAAGGUUACAUCGGGUGCAUCCGUGGGCUGAAGAUUGGAGAGAAUCUUAUAUCGCUACGCGAAAUGGCCACCCAGAACAAUGCGCAUGUGACCGAAGGCGUGUUUAAUGGAUGCCAGAUGAAGUGCGAUGCCGAGCCGUGCAAGAACGGUGGCAUCUGCACGGAGAACUUUGUCCGCCAGGAGAGCACCUGUAACUGCGAGCACACGAGCUUCCUGGGCGAGUUCUGUUCGGAAGAGAAGGGCGCCAGCUUCAGUGGCGAGGCGACGCUGCUGCGGCGUUUGGCCCUUGCGGAAGGCGUCACGUCCGUCCGGUUGCAGCUCGCCUUCUCCAGCCACGACCUGCGUCGCACCAACCGGGUGAUGCUGCUACUGCAGUCUCGCAACGACCGCAGCUACUACCUGAUGGUGGCCAUCACCGGCGAUAACCAUCUGUACAUUGAGGAGGACCGCGAGGGCUCGACGUACGCGGCCCGCAUCGAGAGCAACUUCAUGGACGACGCACGCCACUCGGUCUACUACACGCGGCGUGGCGACGAAACGUCGCUGCUCGUGGACCGCGUCACCAUUCCGAUGAAGAGCGUUCCCAACAAGCCGCUCGUACCGGUCUCGGAUCCCGGGGCCAACCACGUCCAGAUCGGGGGCGUCAACACGACCGAUCCGCGCUUUGCCGUCUACAAGAGCUACGAUGGCUGCCUGUCGAAUAUUUUUAUCGAAGUCAACAACGAAACGAUGAAGCCUCUCGAGGAGUACAUGCUGUUCACGAAGAGUGAGGCGGAAACCAUCACCGUCAUCAACUCGCAGGGUGUCCGCUCGGCACAGUGCAAGCAGUUCGACGUCAUCCAAAAGCUGGCAGCGUUCAACGAGCCGGCCCUCAACAUGACUUCGGUGGAACAGGUUAUCGACAAGAACUGGGUAGUCGAUGCGCCGAUCCGGGUGCCAUACACGGCGGUCUACUUCGACCCGUCGCAGAAGGAGGAAAAGACGCAGGUCGUCUUUAUCGCCCUGACGGCCGUCUUCGUCAUCAUCGUCGUGUGCUGUCUGAUCGAGGUGUACCGUUCCGACCGCGAGUACCGCAAGCGCAUGGAGCGUCAGACGGAUGAGGACAUCAUCUGGAGCAAGGAGCAGGCCGCCAAGAUGCAAAACGAAUCGUCCACGACCAACGUGAAAGGAUUUGGCUACAAAUCGGUGCCUGGUGAAGAGAAGAAGGACAGCGGCAAGCCCCUGGUCGGAAUACUGAAGAAUGGCACUGCAACGGCGCCGGCGGAAAAGGUUGACACGCCUGCGGUAGAAACGGAAACUGGAGGCAUUCGUGACAGUCAGCUAAUUGACCACGAGCUGCAGUGGGAGUCGCUGGCGGCAGAAGAAAACGAAUCGCUACUAAGGAAGGAACCAUCCAGUGACACUAUCGCUAGUAGAGCCACCGACGACAGCCCCCGAAACCGGCUGGCCAAUGGUAAUCAUGUGGCCGGCGAUGGCACUACUAACGGGGUGGACAGUGAGCUGACCGACAAUCCGGUGGGCUCCCCCGUGGCCAAAGUCAACGGGCACACGCAUACACCGACCAGCGCACGGAAGCCGGCCCCCGGAAAGCUGAUCCUGAAACGAACGCCACCGGAACCGGGGGACAAAAGUCUGGCCAUCACCCCACCAACACCGGUGCCCAUGUCGAGCCCCAUAACCAACGGUUUGCGGCCGCGGGGACCACGGCAGGUUUCAUGGGGUCCUCCGCCACCUCCCGCCCUGAUCAGUGCUAAUCCGCUUCCGUUCAAAAUCGACGAAACGCCCGAGUCAUCUGCGUAGGACCUCAUGCUUUCACUGUGUGUAUGUGCGCGUUCCCGGUCUCAUACGUUUGGUUACUUGUGGUUUUGCUGAAAACAUUGUGUGUAUAAACUUACAUUACUACUUUAGCUGUUGCCAGCGUGUAUAUGUAAACGUGUAUUUUGUGUUGGGCACGAUCUAAGAAAGCGGUGAUCUUUACCUAAAUCAAACCAUCAUCAACGAUCUCUUCUCACUUCUUCGCCUCGUUUGUCUCUCACCUCCGCUUUAGCAUACUGUACUCGGUUAUAAAGAAACAUUUGACCAAAGCCGUGGGCCGU